This is a messenger RNA of Candoia aspera, 332 nucleotides long. It is a transcript of the gene CD24, whose product is annotated as CD24 molecule. The coding region runs from base 13 to 243 and encodes 76 amino acids. Gene Ontology annotation, biological process: cell adhesion; cell activation; regulation of cell-cell adhesion. Gene Ontology annotation, molecular function: protein tyrosine kinase activator activity. The transcript is spliced from 2 exons. NCBI's taxonomy places the organism in Eukaryota, Metazoa, Chordata, Lepidosauria, Squamata, Candoiidae. The record is from RefSeq and is a predicted model, not a curated record. Gene Ontology annotation, cellular component: membrane raft; external side of plasma membrane.
GCACGAGCAGACAUGGGCACGACGCUGGCUUGGCGGUUCGCCUUCGGACUUUUAGUCCUGGCGCUUCUUUCGCCCUCUCAGGCAGAGGAUAAUAAAACUUCUACUACCCCGAUGCACAAUAAUCCAAACGUGACUUCUACGCCAUUUAGCAUGACCAAUACCACUACCAAGGGACAUGGAAACGCUCUUCAGUCAACUGCUGGCCUCUUCAUUCUCUCAGUCUCUUUCCUGUAUAUUUGUUAAAACACUCUGUCUGGGAAAACAACAUCAUUCCCUACCCAGUUCCCUGAACAAUCUAAGAUGGUGAAAUCUUCAUAUUCUAGUGUGAGAUU